AUGACAGCGCAAGAGCAUAAUCAAACGUCUGAGAUUGACAAGUCGCGAUCCUCCGGAAAAUUGUCGGUGAAUUCUCGCAGGUCAAGAUCAGAGAAAGAUGGUGAAGACGAUGAUUCGUCUCAAUCAUUGGCAGGUAAUAGAUCUUCUCAAAAGUCUAAAAGACGAUCGAAGGACUAUAGUGAGGAUGCCACGGAAUUAUUGACCGUUGACAAGCCUUCCCAAAAGGCGAGAAGAAGAUCGAAAGACAGUAGUGACGACCAUUCGGAAUCGUUGACUGUUGGCAACCCUUCGCAAAGGUCUAGAAAAUCAAGGUCAGAAGACGACAGCAAAAGCGGUUCCCGAUCAUUGACCUCAUAUAAAUCUUCUCACAAAUCCAAGCGAAGAUCGAAAGACUAUAGCGACGACGAUUCGGAAUUAUUGUCAAAUGCUAAAUCUUCCCAAAAGUCGAGAAGAAGAUCGAAAGACUAUAGCGAAGAAGACGAUUCUGAAUCAUUGACUGUUGGCAAACCUUCUCAAAAAUCAAAAAGACGAUCGAAGGACUAUAGUGAAGAUGACACGGAAUUAUUGACGGUUGACAAGCCUUCCCAAAAGGUGAGAAGAAGAUCGAAAGACAGUAGUGACGAUAAUUCGGAAUUGUUGGCUGUUGGCAACCCUUCGCAAAGGUCUAGAAAAUCAAGAUCAGAAGACGAUCGCAAAAGCCGUUCCCGAUCAUUGACCCCUAAUAGAUCUUCUCACAAAUCCAAGCGAAGAUCGAAAGACUAUAGCGACGAUGAUUCGGAAUCCUUGAACCUUGAUAAAACUUCGAACCGGUCUAGAAUUGCAAGAUCAACAGACCGUAGUGAUGAUGCUGAAUCCUUGAGGUUUGGUGAACAUUCUCACCGGUCUAGAAAAUCAAGAUCAAAAGACGAUAGCAAAGUUGGUUCCCGAUCGUUAACCCCUAACAGAUCUUCUCGCAAUAAGCCGAGAAGAACAAGAUCAUUGGAUGACAACGAACCUCUUUACGACGACUCUGGCGAUCGUGGCACAAGUCCAAAAAAAGAACGGAAUGGCGCAAGAGCAACCAGGCCUGGCGCAUUUUCCGAGGAUGCCAGCAGCCACUCUGGUGAUCUACGAAAAAAGCGAAUAAGUGAUAUCACGGCACUGAAACCAGGUGCGGUUCCUGAAAAUGCCAUGCGUAGUUCUGGUGGAGGCUUACGAGCAAUCAAGCCAGGUGCGGUUUCUGAAAGUGCCAACAGCGAAUCCAGUGAAGGUACAAGACCAAGAAAGUCAGGGGAGGUGCCUGAAAAUACCAGUAAUCAUGAUUUCCGAAACCAGGAUCAAAGCGGCUCUGAGUUGUCCAAGCCCGGUGCUGUAUCCGAAUCUGCGAUGUCUGAUCGGGCUCAGCGAAAGGUAGGGAGGGCUAGUGGUAUGUCAGCAAACCUGUCAAUGGUACAUCCGCAGAUAGUCGGGCAAGAUGGUGUUGUUGUGGAGGCUGUCGAGGUCGCUUCCAAGCCCGGUGCUGUAUCCGAAUCUGCGAUAUCUGAUAGGGCUCAGCGAAAGGUAGGGAGGGCUAGUGGUAUGUCAGCAAACCUGCCACUGGUAAAUCCGCGCACAGUCGGGCAAGAUGGUGUUGUUGUGGAGGCUGUCGAGGUCGCUUCGAAGCCCGGUGCCGUUUCCGAAUCUGCGAUGUCUGAUAGGGCUCAGCGAAAGGUAGGGAAGGCUAGUGUUGGGGAAGAUGAAUUUGUUGUUGAGGCAGCAACUGUGGAACGGAAUACUCUGGAGGCAGCAGCUGCGAACGCAACAGCUGUGGAUGGCAAUUCGGAUGAACACGGAGUCCAGCGAGUCAGACACGAGUACGAGACAAAAGAGAAAAGGCGUCAACGAGAAAUUGAAGAGCAAAAUCAAAGGCGAAUAUUAGAAGAAUUGAAUCAGAGGCUCGAAAAUGAAGCAGAACAAGACCGGAUUGCCAGCGAGGAACCAAAAUCUAAAAAGAAGGGUUUCAUUGUAAUUAUGGUAUGUCUGCUGAUUCUGAUUGCGGCUGGAAUCGGUGCCUAUUUUGCACUUCGUGAGGAUGACAGUGACACUGGCACCCAAAAGGCGAUUGUUGGAGAUCCAACAUCCUCGCCUUCGUUUGGGCCCUCUCAGAGUCCAUUUACGACUUCCCCUUCAAGUUCUCCGACUUUCGCCCAGCUGUAUGAUCCGCCACGUCCCGAAGAUUGCGUUGCAAUUUCCAAGAAUGAAACCAUCUUUGGACAAGAAAGUCUCGAUCAGAGUGGCUUUGGCCUCAACCUGGAUGUCACUCUUAGUCAAGCUGGUGACAUUGCCGAUGGUACGGUGCAAGUCUUGAUGGACGCAAUUCAAACAAAACUUCUCCCAAAAAUAGCAGGCUGCGAUCAAGUUAUGAGCCGAAGGACUCUGUCCAAAGCGAUUGUACCAGUAAUUCGAGGUAUGAGGCACCAGAGACAGCUCGCUAUCGGAACAUCUCGGUAUGUAAUCUUGAACGCGUUUGUAUUGGGGAAUGAAGAUAAGGAAGCAAUGUGCAUCGAUAGAAGUGAAAUUCCAGAGCAGUGUCACCGAGUGGUGGUUGAGUUGACAGUAUUCUUGAAGGGAUUCAUCAAGUUUAUUGACAUCGUGAAUCUGAUUGGAGAUGCAGUGCCUGUUGGCACAAACUUGGUGAAUCCUUUGGAUUUGGACGUUCCAUUCUUUGACGUUAAGAUGGUUGGUGUCGAUAUUCUGACCCCGACAGCAGCUCCCUCUUUCAUGCCCACGGAUACGCCGAGCAGCUCACCUUCAGAUCUGCCUUCCGCGAAUCCUUCCACAUCUCCCCCAACAUCCACACCAACAAUGUUUCCGACUUUCAUGCCAUUUCCUGGAUCCACUCCGCGUCCGACUCCAUCGCCCACACCAGCACCGACGCGGGAGCCAACCCCGGCACCAUCUACACAGCCCUCAGCAGAUCCUACGGUUUUGGCAAGCUCAAUCCCAACCUUGGCUCCUGCAUCUGCUGUAUCUCGUCCAACUCUGGCUCCGGUAGUUGGUCCGGCACCUGCAUUGGCGCCUGUUGUUGGUCCAACACCGCCUCCCACAAAGGCACCAACAUUGGCUCCAGUAGUUGGGAAUACGUCACCUCCUACUCUAGCGCCGGUAGUUGGUCCAACACCGUUGCCAACAACGGCGACACCCACAAAAGCACCAACCUUAGCACCUGUGGUUGGACCAACACUUCCUCCAACGAAAGCACCAACUCCGUUGCCGACGACAGCGUCACCCACAAAGGCACCAACAAAGUUCCCGACUUUGGCUCCUGUGGUUGGACCAACACCUCCGCCUACAAAGGCUCCAACACCGCUACCAACAACAUUGCCCCCCACCAAGUUCCCAACCCGUCGACCAUCAGUAUCACCAAGUGCUUCACCAACGCCGAAGCCCAGUUUGAGCCCCACUUCUUCGCCUUCGGGGUCUCCUAUCUCGUCACCCUCGUCUUUGCCGUCCGCCUCGCCUUCCUUAUUACCAUCAUCUUCCCCUUCGAUUGUGCCUACCCCAAACUGUUUCUGUCAGAAUGUGAACAAUUGCGACGCAACGAUUGCUGGUUUGAGAAUAGGUUGUGAUUCCUGUGCUUCCAAUGGGGCAUGUACCAGUCUGAGUCUGUCUGCUGAUAGUGGUGCAACCUUGACAAUCGGAGAAGGUGCAUGUACCGGUCGAAAUAGUUGCCAAGGAGCUACCAUCCAUACCAUUGGUGACGGAGCGUGUACCGAAGCGACAGCGUGCGCAGGUCGACAUUUGAAUGCAGGCGCAACCAGUUGCACUGGAAGGUUUAGUUGCAGUAUCGUGGGAAGCGGUCAAGUGUCCAUCAAUAGCAACAGUGCCGGUCUAUUGACUAUAGGAGAUGGAUCAUGCGCGGAACAGUACAGUUGCUUCUCAUACAAUGGGAGUGUUGGAAGCGGUUCAUGUACGGGUGAGGGAAGCUGUGGUGCUCGUAGCACUCUACAAAUUGGAGAGGGCUCAUGCUUGGGUGAGAACUCUUGUUCAGGCUCGGAAAGAAGCAACAGACUCCAAUUUCCAACUUCUCCAAGGUCCAUCACAGUGGCCGAUAACAGCUGCAAUUGCGCGGAGUGCUGCAUGUGUAUGACAGUUGUGAAUGUGUCAGGCUCUUGCAAUACAUCCGGAUCGUGCUGCAGUGCGCGAGAUCCAACUCAAUACUCCAGUUCCUUUACACUAACAGAUAACCUCUACUAG
Cylindrotheca closterium is the source of this 4215-nucleotide messenger RNA. NCBI's taxonomy places the organism in Eukaryota, Bacillariophyta, Bacillariophyceae, Bacillariales, Bacillariaceae. The record is from the annotation of a GenBank genome assembly.